Molecule: messenger RNA, 2892 nt
Organism: Onychostoma macrolepis
Lineage: Eukaryota; Metazoa; Chordata; Actinopteri; Cypriniformes; Cyprinidae
Gene: rps6kb1a
Product: ribosomal protein S6 kinase b, polypeptide 1a
Exons: 15
Coding region: 325-1842 (505 amino acids)
Biological process (GO): protein phosphorylation; signal transduction
Molecular function (GO): ATP binding; protein serine/threonine kinase activity
Source: RefSeq, a predicted model, not a curated record
AUGACGCGUUUUUGUAUACCUACACCCACUUACCGCAGCUACAACCUUCCGGAGUAAAAUAGAAGACGUUUGUGUCUUUAAAUAAAUGAAUAAAUAACGUAAAUUUAGUUGUUGACCGUUGUUUUACACAUUCCAGAGCAUGCGCGCUGACGCUCUGUGAAACUCGCUGUUCGCUGUGAUAAUCGUUUACCGGUAGUCUAGUCUUUCUCCGUCGGAAUACGUUGCGUGCUGGAGCCGGUUAUGGCGUCGGUGAGUCGUGCCGGACCAUGAGGUGUCCGUAUUCAUCGUUAUUCUAGUAUUGGAGUGUGUAAAGAGACUGUUGUCAUGGCUGGUGUGUUUGAUAUCGACCUGGACCCACCGGAGGACAACGCGUCGGACGAGGAGCUCGCCGACGGGGCCAAGAGUAAUGAAUGCAUGGACCAGUGCAGUGGCUUUGAAUUUAUGGAAGACUGCGAGAAGUUUGAGAUCUCUGAGAAUAGCGUGAAUCAAGGCAAGGAGCAGAUUCGUCCAGAAUGUUUUGAGUUGCUUCGUGUUUUGGGUAAAGGAGGAUAUGGAAAGGUUUUUCAAGUUCGCAAGGUAGCAGGAGCAGAUUCUGGGAAGAUAUUUGCCAUGAAGGUCUUGAAAAAGGCCAUGAUAGUUCGCAAUGCAAAGGACACUGCUCAUACUAAAGCAGAAAGGAGCAUCCUAGAGGAAGUUAAGCAUCCCUUCAUUGUGGACCUCAUAUACGCCUUUCAGACGGGAGGCAAGCUUUACCUCAUCCUGGAGUACCUAAGCGGUGGAGAGCUGUUCAUGCAGCUGGAGAGGGAGGGGAUCUUCUUGGAGGACACAGCCUGUUUUUACCUGGCAGAGAUUUCCAUGGCCUUGGGUCACCUUCAUCAGAAAGGCAUUAUCUACAGAGAUCUGAAGCCAGAGAACAUCAUGCUCAAUAACAAUGGUCAUGUGAAGUUGACUGACUUCGGACUCUGUAAGGAGUCGAUCCAUGAUGGUACCGUCACACACACCUUCUGUGGAACCAUAGAGUACAUGGCACCAGAGAUCCUCAUGAGAAGUGGCCAUAACCGAGCUGUGGACUGGUGGAGUCUGGGAGCCCUGAUGUAUGACAUGAUGACAGGAGCUCCACCAUUCACUGCAGAGAAUCGGAAAAAAACCAUAGACAAAAUCCUAAAGUGCAAACUGAACCUUCCACCUUACCUCACCCAAGAAGCACGGGACCUUCUGAAAAAGCUGCUGAGAAGAAACGCAUCAACAAGGAUGGGAGCAGGUCCUAGAGAUGCUGUAGAUGUCCAGGCCCACUCCUUCUUCAGACACAUGAACUGGGAUGAUCUGCUGGCUUUUAAAGUUGAACCUCCCUUUAAACCUUUUUUGCAAUCAGCGGAUGAUGUUAGCCAGUUUGACUCCAAGUUCACUAGUCAGACUCCCGUGGACAGUCCUGACGACUCGACACUCAGCGAAAGCGCCAAUCAAGUGUUCCUGGGCUUUACGUACGUAGCUCCAUCUGUGCUCGAAAACAUCAACGAGAAAUUCACUUUUGAGCCAAAAUCCCGUUCACCUCGCAAGCUUCUGGGAAGCCCAAGAACACCAGUGAGCCCUUUGAAGGCUGAAGGGGAAGACUGUUGGUCUCGGGGUCCACCCUUCCCAGAAGUGCCCACGACCACCUCCUCUCUCCUGCCGCCUACUGAUGCGCCCAUGAAGGUGUCUAAUGUGGAGCAGAUGGACAUUGGCAGCAACAUGGAAGUGUCAGCCCCUCUCCCCAUCAAAAAACCAUCCAACACAGGGUCAUUCGUGAAACCGACUCACCCAGCGGGUGGCAGGAGACCCAAGCAUUUAAGGAUGAAUCAUUGAUGAACGUCUUAAGUUUUGUAUUUUAGGAAUUUAUCAAAUUACCCAAAAGGCCUUUCUGCACCUAGUUUGUCUCUUAAACACUUGCCGCACCAGUGUACUUCAUGCAAGCAUGCAGAGCUUGUCCAGAACAAAGCCUGUGACCUCUCUCUGCUUGCACUAUGGUGAGGUGGUCUGCUGCUUGCUAUGAAAAAGAGAGACCACCUUGUACUUCAGGCAACUCUGAGCAUGAGUUUCGCAGCUUAUCUUUUAUAUGCCAUGCUCAUGCAAAACACAAGGGAGAAUACAUAGUAUCUUCUGUUAUAUAUUUGACAUUUGAUCUGAGACACUGAGUUAUAGCCACGUUUUGCUCGACUGUAUGCUCUAACUAGAAGUAACAGUAUUUAAAUGGACAGUUCACCCAAAAAAGAUCAAUUCUGUCAUGUACUCACCUUUAUGUCAUUCCAAACCUGUAUAACUUGCCUUCUUUCUUCUGUGGAACACAAAAGAAGAUUUUCUCAGUAUUUUGGACGAAUUGACUUUCAUUAUGUGGACAAAAAUGGUUGAAUCGUGCUUUAAAAUGUCUUCUGUUGUGUUUCACAGAAGAACAGAAAGUUAGACAGGUUUGGAACGACAUGAGGGUAAAUGAUGACAGAAUUUUAAUUGUUGGGUGAAUUGUCUUUUUAAAAUGGCGAAGAAAAUCCAGGUCUACAUUCUUGAGGAAUCUGUCUGAUUUGCGAUUGUUUUUGAUUCUCAAUUCAUCAAUUGUUGUUAGGUCCCCUAGAAUCACAGAUCUACAGUCAUGUUAGUCUAACCUACCAAUGAUAAACUAUUAAGUAAAAAUAUAAGCUGAUUUUUUUUUUUUUUUCUUUUGCCUUUAAGUAUGAAUCUACCUGCAUACUGGGCAUCAAAUCACUGUUUCUCUUUUCAACAGUAAAAAGCUAUUUAACAACCAAAUUUCCUGACCAAAGAAUAUUAAAAAUACUAGAUUACUGUAUAAUACUGGAUAAUUCCUCAUAAUUCAGAGUACAGUUAGUUCUUUCUAAGACACAGCCACGAACACAAAUGCCAGCA